GUUUGACAGACGUCUGUGAAAUCGGAGAGACUUCAGAAGAUCCGGAUCUGAUCCCUAUCAGGAACUUCAUCAGCUCAGUUCAGCACAAAGUGAACGAUGAAGGUCCACAUCAUCCUCCUGUUGUUGGCGCUGGUGUUGACCUUCGGAAAUAAGUCCUUCCUACCACGGGACUGCAGUGACAUCCAUCACCAGAACACAACCCAUCCCAGUGGAGUGUAUGUCAUCUAUCCCAUCAGAGCCACAUCUCGUGUGGAGGUGUACUGUGACAUGAAUUCACAGGGGGGACGUUGGACAGUGUUCCAGAAGAGAGUGGACGGCAUGGUGAACUUCUACCAGCCCUGGGAUCGCUAUAAGAUGGGCUUCGGCAGCGCCGCUGGAGAGUACUGGCUUGGUCUUGACAACAUCCACCACCUGACGUACCUGCGAAAGUCUGAGCUUCUGGUCCUGAUGGAGGAUUUCUCUGGAAAUCAAGUCUACGCUCGUUACAAGUCGUUCUCAGUGGAUGAAGCAUGUGAUGGCUACAGAAUGCACGUGUCAGGAUUCAUUAACGGAGGGGCAGGAAAUUCCCUGACUCAUCAUAAUGGAAUGAAAUUCUCGACAUUUGACAAAGACCAAGAUACCUGGUCAAAAAGUUGUGCUAAAGUGUACUAUGGAGGAUUCUGGUAUGGUAGCUGUCACUAUGCUAACCCUAACGGGAUUUACCGCUGGGGUAGUGAUAACUCAGUGUCUGCAGUUGGAGUGGUGUGGUACCACUGGAAGGGUUAUUACUAUUCUCUGAAAUCCAUCCAGAUGCAGAUCCGUCCUGUUGCUUAGACCUGCUCCACCCUCAUUAAUCCAAAUCUUUCUGGAAAAAAUUCAAAUCAGUUAUAUCUGUUGUUGUUUUUGAUUGUAAAAGGGGCAUUGCAGGGGGUCCCCUCCCUCAGGUUGAGAACCAUGGACCUUGAAGACAGAGUACAGAGAUUUAAAUUUGUCCCACUGAGUCCAAUAUCUCUACGGCGCCCACCACUGACAAUUCAGAAUAUGGUCAUGAAGCCCCUUUAAGCUUUUGAGAUUUGAUUAUUUCUCUGCUGUGGC
This is a messenger RNA of Thalassophryne amazonica, 1074 nucleotides long. RefSeq names its product microfibril-associated glycoprotein 4-like. Bases 97 to 813 code for a protein of 238 amino acids. The transcript has 7 exons. The record is from RefSeq and is a predicted model, not a curated record. Gene Ontology annotation, biological process: elastic fiber assembly. Lineage: Eukaryota; Metazoa; Chordata; Actinopteri; Batrachoidiformes; Batrachoididae.